AUGUUCCAGACUUUCAGCGGAAACUCCAAGCGAGCUCGACAGGUGAACCUGUCUGGUCAAAAUACCAAUCCUUUUGCGGCCGCGGGCUGGGGAGGUUCAGCUUCAGGAACCCGAAAGACCGUGGCAAAUGCCCAACAAGAACGCCAGCAGCGCCAACAGGAAAGAGAUCGUUUGAAUGCCGCGAAAAGAAUACAGAGAACAUGGCGAGGGCACAGAACAAGAGAAGAAUUGGCGAAUUCGAGGCGGAAAGUGUGGGAUGAGUCAAACGAAGAGCUCGGGACUUCAUCAGACUCGAGUGAGCUGGUGGUAAAACAAGUGAAGCUGAUAGUGGCGUUCUUCAAUCGUAGACACAGAGAUGAUAUCGAAAGGCUGGCGAUAUUGUGCCAGAAAAUACAAAAGUUCGGACAUGAAGAAUUCUUACGACUUCCACAAGUUCAGAUCCAUCGUCGGCGUUUGGCUAGUAUAACGCUCGAGGCUUUACAGAGUUUAUUGCCAAGUUCUUCUUCAAUUCUGCUACAAUUUCUCGUAGUUCUUAUUGACGGAAAUCCAAAGUGCUUUCCAGCAAUCAGCCAAGCUUAUUAUACCUUACUUUCGACUAUUUGCGCCCAAGAGACUUGUGCUAACAUCGAUAAUAAUAUUCUCUUAUCUGCCAUUAGGACUCCAUUAAUACAGCGUGUGGAUCACAAUAAUGACUUAACCCUCCUAGAUGCAUACGCAGCUUUUGCACUUUACUAUUUGACUACUCCAAAUCUAAACACCGUGCUUGGGGGCUUGGAAAAGUUAGCAUCAGUCGUCGAAGUGGGUGCUAUAUCGGCAGCUUUAAUCCGAGAAUUUGCUUCAAACGCGGAAAUUGCUAUUGAGAAUGAUGCACGGCUCUGGCUCCUAGCUCACUUUAUCUCCCUUCAUCGUUUGCAAAAGCGAAACAACCAGGAGUCAAACUACAUCAGAGCAUUGUCUAUGCAAUUAUCGAGCUCCUCAGUAGAUAUCGUUGGCAGAAUCGAUGUCAAUGACCCUACUUCCUUACAAGACCUGGAUGACGACGAAACCGACAGCAGAUCUGCCUCUCCGUUGCCUAAGUUUAUUGAAGAUGAGCUACUUUCAUUGGUCAACCAAGAUAGUAUUACAGGACUAUUGGAGAAGUUUAACGUUGACUAUGCGAAGGCGUCCGCAGCUGGAGAAGAGGACGCCAGUCUGCUUGCAAGCUAUUCGCUCACUUUGUUAAGAAUAUUUCCUCGACGUGGGGAUGAAAUCAGAAUGUGGUUGUAUUUGGGCUCAAUGACCAUUCCCAGGGGCGGUCAAAUCCCAGCUCUGAAAUUCUUCUGGUCAGCAAUGUCCCAAACUACAAUCUUCUCUGCUAUCCAAGCAGAUUCAAAAUCCGCGUUAGCUAUCCUUCGAGCGCAAUCUGCGACAUCCUCGGCAUCGACAUCGCAGAUAGAUAUGAGUAAAGAUCGCGAAUGGCGCACGAUACUCCUCUUCCUUGAGCUCUACAUAUUUGUUCUCCGGUUUACGGAUGACGAGGAAUUCCUUGCUGGAAGCAAAUCUGCUUUCGAUCAGUCAGAAGCACCUACCUCAAGAAUCAGGGCGAGUGCUCUUCCACUAGAAGAUAUCAAACGGCUCACACUGUUUCUGAAGAACCUCGCUUUCACGACAUAUUAUAAUGCUGGAGAGCUCUCAGACGAUGAACAGCACAUGAUUGAAGGUGGCCUUGGUUCUUACUUUGGAACUUCGGACUCUUCAAUCUUUGGACAACAGCGGGAUGAGCAAAAAUCGAAGCGCAUUUCGAAGCGACCUUUUGCGGGUGUCGCUGGUAUGACGUUCAGCUAUGUGAGGACACUAGUAACGGGUGUUAUGCGAAUGCUUUAUGAGCGAGAUUCUAGAAGACAUUUCCUUCCGAAGGGGCAUUGGUUGAUGACUUCACGAUUUGAUAUGGAAGGCUUCAUUCCCUCUGUCGUUUUGGAAGAAGAGCGACAGCACGAGGCCAGGGAGGAUGGCGACGAAGAGAACGACGCCAAUGCCGAUGGCUAUGAGAGCAACAAUGCGAUGACUCUUGUCGGCAACUCAAUGACACGGCGUGCUGUACAAAUCGAGUCAAUGAGGAGGCAACAACAGAAAGCUGCUCGUAAGAAGACUCUAGCAGCGAUAGGCCCUAGACUUGAGGUCCUACAAAAUAUGCCCUUCGUCAUUCCGUUUGAGACGCGUGUACAAGUCUUCCGCGAGUUCGUUUAUCUCGACCAAUCUCGCCGACGUGAUGGUAACGUCGAUCCCGAUAUUUGGCGUAUGUCUUUGAUUCAGCAAUCACGCAUGGCACCAAGAAGCCAUCGGGCGGCUCAUGAUCUUCUGGGUCGACACCACGCUAAAAUCCGACGAGGGUCGCUUUUUGAGGAUGCGUUUCAACAAUUCUACGAUUUGAGAGAAGGGCUCAAAGAACCUAUCCAAAUUACCUUCGUGGAUAAAUUUGAUACCGCUGAAGCUGGCAUUGAUGGAGGUGGUGUGACGAAAGAGUUCCUCACCAGCGUUACUAACGAGGCGUUUAAAGAGGGUCAUAAAUGGUUUGUUGCAAACGACCAAAAUCUAUUAUACCCAAAUCCAGUCGUCAUAGAUGAGAUCCGACAGCGUCUUAAGCAGUUUGGAUACGAAGAAGGAUCACCUGAGUGGCAAGAUGCUACCCAAGACGCUCUGAAACGAUUUGAAUUCCUGGGACGAAUCGUGGGUAAAUGUUUAUACGAAGGUAUUCUUGUUGAUAUUGGCUUUGCGGGAUUCUUCCUGCUGAAGUGGGCUGCCUCAGGUGGGGGUGCUGUCGAAUCAGGUUAUCGUGCUAAUAUUAACGAUUUGAGAGACAUGGACGAGAGUCUUUACCAAGGUCUCUUGAAAUUGAAGAACUACCCCGGUAAUGUCGAGGAUUUCUCUCUCGACUUCACCAUCGUCGACGAAGUCUCACUCGAAGGCGAACCUUCCGAAACAAUCGUAAAAGAACUAAUGCCCAAUGGCUCCAACAUCGCCGUCACAAACGAGAACCGUCUCCUCUACGUCUCCUACGUCGCGCGCCACCGUCUCCAACUGCAACCCUACCGCCAAACUCAAGCCUUCCUCAAAGGCCUCGGCGAAAUCAUCAAACCCUCCUGGCUCUCCAUGUUCAACCAAUCCGAACUCCAAACGCUCGUCGGCGGCGACGCCUCUGAAAUCGACGUCGAAGACCUCCGUCUAAACACCCAGUACGGCGGCGUCUACCAGAUCGGCGACGACGGCCAGGAACACGAUACCAUCAAACUCUUCUGGCACGUCCUCAAACACCUCGACGACGAGGAUCGCAGGAAGGUGCUUAAAUACGUGACGUCCACGCCCAGAGCGCCGCUCCUCGGCUUCUCGCAGCUUAAUCCGCGCUUCAGUAUUAGAGAUGCGGGCGGGGAUGAGUCGAGGUUGCCGAGUACGAGUACGUGUGUUAAUUUACUCAAGUUGCCAAGGUAUUCGACGGCUUCGGUGCUGAAAUCGAAACUGUUGUAUGCGGUUAAUUCGGGGGCGGGUUUUGAUUUGAGUUAG
This is a messenger RNA of Glarea lozoyensis ATCC 20868, 3537 nucleotides long. RefSeq names its product Hect, E3 ligase catalytic. Gene Ontology annotation, biological process: protein polyubiquitination; ubiquitin-dependent protein catabolic process. The transcript is spliced from 3 exons. Gene Ontology annotation, molecular function: ubiquitin protein ligase activity; protein binding. NCBI's taxonomy places the organism in Eukaryota, Fungi, Ascomycota, Leotiomycetes, Helotiales, Helotiaceae. The coding region runs from base 1 to 3537 and encodes 1178 amino acids. The record is from RefSeq and is a predicted model, not a curated record.